CAAACAGAGUUUAUUGCUGAGAAUACCAAAUUUUCUUUUUAUAAAUAUAGCUAAAAUAAUUAUAAAAAAUAUUAAAAUUAAAGUGGAAAUUAACAUUUUUCUGAACAUAUGUAAUACAUAAAUCGAAAUUAUAAAACUCGACAAUUGUCAUUAUCAGUGUUAAAACCUUGCGUGUGUGUUUAAAGUGACUGAAAAUCAAAAUAAUUUUUUUAGAUUUGAAUUUUCGGUAAAAGAGGAUAAAAGAUACAGGAAGGAAUCGUAAAAAGGAGGUAUAGAAAAGUUUUAAAAAAUGAAUAAUGAGCACUACGAUGAGAUAGGUAGGACGGAGGACUUCUCAAUGAUGGAUGAUAUACCAUGUUUUGCCGAGGAAGUAAUAUUACAUACAGAAGCUGAUUUACAUGGACACGAAGAGAUGACUGAAGGAGUUGCAUUAAAUAAUAUCUACGAAGUAGCGCUGGAAAAUGAAAUUUACUUAGACCAAGGACCGUCAUUAAAAUAUGGAUCUCGAAAAUCAACUUCGAAACAACGUAUUGUCAAUAGAAGUCUCCCAUCAACAUCAUCAUCAAUGAUUCCACAACCGCCGACAGAAAACAUUGAGCUGGAUAAUAUAAACAUCAUAGAGCCGAGCGAAUCAAAAUCAAGGAGAUGGAAACAGAGACAAGUACAAAUAAAAACAAUGGAAGGUGAAUUUAGUGUAACAAUGUGGGCAUCCUCAGAAACUGACGACGAAGAUGGUUCAAAUCCUGAAGUCGAUCCCGAUUAUACUGAAUAUAUGAAUAGUAAACGAAUUGUACAAGAUCCUCCACUACCAAUCACAGGAGUAGAUUUGUCUGAUCCGAAGCAGCUUGCAGAAUUCGCAAAACCUGUCAACAAACUUAAAAUUAAGAAGGAGCCAAAUACAAAUGAACACGAAAUCAGAAGCAUUGCAUGUCCCCAUAAAGGCUGUAGUAAAAUGUUUAGAGAUAAUUCAGCAAUGAGGAAACAUUUGCAUACACAUGGACCUCGUGUGCAUGUCUGUGCUGAAUGUGGAAAGGCAUUCGUUGAAAGUUCAAAAUUGAAAAGGCAUCAGCUUGUGCAUACAGGAGAAAAACCAUUUCAGUGUACUUUUGAAGGCUGCGGCAAGAGAUUCUCGCUUGAUUUUAAUUUACGAACUCAUGUUCGCAUUCAUACUGGUGAUCGUCCUUAUGUUUGUCCAUUCGAUGGAUGCAAUAAGAAAUUUGCCCAAUCAACAAAUCUGAAAUCUCACAUUCUCACUCACGCCAAAGCCAAAAGGAAAAAUUCAGGAAGCCGUAAUGUCAUACAGCAGCAACAAGCAGCACAACAGCCACAAUAUAAUGAAGAAAUGGAUGAAAGUCCGCAAUAUAUAAUAUACACAGAAUAGUAAUGCAUGCUGAUUGAUACAGUAGACAAGACCUGAAUGAAUUGAAAUAUUUUUUCACAUAUUGAUAAAAAAUAUAAUAAUAAUUUUGAGAACACAAUGAAAUGUUCAAUAGUUAAUUCCUGAAAAAGAAAAGAAAGAUUUUAAAUGAUAAGAAGGAUUAAGAAUAAUGACAUAGAAAAGUGAUUCAGUUUCUUUUAUGCUUAAGUUCUUUAAUAGAAUGCAUGAGGCAAGUUUAAAGUGUCACAUACACGAAAGGAAUCCCAAAAUUGUCGAAAAUGUUUUAAUUAUAUGCGACCAUUAUCAGAUACAUGAUUAGUGCAUUCUCAACUAAAAAAAAAAGAUCUUUCAUUUCAUUUUAUUAUUAAAUUAUCAUGUUUUUCCCUUUCUGUUCCCAGUCUGUCUCUUGAUCAAAAGAAUCACUUUUUUAUUUCUGAAUUACCAAUCGGCUCUUUCAUUUGUGGGCAUAAACACAACAAAACAAACGAAAGAAUGCAAAAACAGUACGAGAAUUAUUGAAUGCGAAUUCUGAUUGUAGUCGCUUUAAUCUUAAUUUUAUUAAUUUUUUUGUAAUUAAUUAUCUAACUUAUAAGGAUGGAUUAUAAAAGGAAUCGAAUUUGAGCUGAAAAUAUUGA
Messenger RNA from Chironomus riparius, 2013 nucleotides. NCBI's taxonomy places the organism in Eukaryota, Metazoa, Arthropoda, Insecta, Diptera, Chironomidae. The record is from the annotation of a GenBank genome assembly.